AUUCCCUGCUAAAACUGCUGGGUGACCUUUCAGUAACUCCUAGUUUGAGCUAGAUGUCAUUAGAGACAUGGGCUGGAAUUUAAAUGAAAGACAGCUGUUCCUCGAAUAAAUAAAAGUACAAUCUCAAAAUAGUGAUUUGUUUUCUGUUGGCAAAACAAACUUUUGCCCCCUCAGAUGCUAAGUGAACAGUAAUUGUAACAGGUUUGUAAUUACUGAUCAGCCGGCAGGUUAACAUUUCUAUUUUAAUCCCGCGUGUGCCUGUACAGAAGCGUAUGUUCUAAUCUGUGUGGGCUGCAGCCUGAGCCGUCCUACAAUGAAGCUUUCUUUGUCCAGUUGAAUGGGAUCCAGUGAGUUGCCGGAAGGCACUGGAGGUGGCUGAGAGGACAAGACGACGAGGGCAUUUCCUCUUUCAGCUUCAGCGGUGCGUCCACUUCGUCUCCAUAGCCUUAACGGAAGGACCUCCUGGUUGCCAAGAAGGCCACGUGACAGAAUUGGUGGUGUCAACCCUCCCCCGGGUGGAGAAGGAGAGAGAGUAAAAGGGGGCAUGGUCCUGUCUGUCCAUGUGUGUUUGUGUGUGUGUGUGUGUGUGUGAAUAGGGGGGCGGGGUGUUGACGCAUGCGCUCUGGGGCCCUGGAGGUAACAUUACACUGAUUCCCAACUGCGCCUUCACCAGCUGGGCCUCUGUAGAUGACAGAGCCAGAGAAAUCGGUGGGGUGGGGGGACCUGUCUGUCUGAUAGCACGAAUGUGAGAAUCCAGCGCCUCUCCCUGCUACACCUCCUCCUGCUUAGCGGGAGAACAAGAGGCAGCGAAGGAGGAGGGUCCCUUCUCUGCUCUGCUCUGCUCUGCUCCGCUUCAUUCCGCUCCACUCUGCUCCGCUGCCACUUUUCUCCUCCCGCACCGAGGAAUGCGCGCCAUCUUCACGGCGAUCCCUUAGCCAGAGCUCCUAUUCUCCGCAGCGCACCGCUGGCCUUACCGAGGAGGAGGAGCGGCAGCGGCGGCGGCAGCGGCGGCAGCGGCAGCAGCACUCCGGCCAGGAAGCGUGCAGACCAGGAGCCUGGACCAGAUGGCGUCCGGGGACAUCACGACCCUCCCUGCCGUACCCGAGGACGGGGGCAGUGGCACGUUCCCCCCGGGCAACUUCAAGGAGCCCAAGAGGCUGUACUGUAAAAACGGGGGGUACUUUCUGAGGAUACACCCCGACGGCAGGGUGGACGGCAUUCGGGACAAGAGCGAUCCCCACAUCAAGCUACAGCUCCAGGCGACGUCAGUUGGAGAAGUGGUGAUAAAGGGACUCUCGGCCAACCGAUACCUUGCCAUGAAUGCCGACGGGAGACUGUUUGGGAUGAGACGCCCAACAGACGAAUGCUACUUCAUCGAGCGACUGGAGGCCAACAACUACAACACGUACCGCUCCCGAAAAUACCCCAACUGGUACGUGGCUCUGAAGAGGACGGGACAGUACAAGUCAGGCUCCAAAACGGGACCGGGCCAGAAGGCCAUCCUCUUUCUCCCGAUGUCUGCAAAAUGCUGAGCUCUAAAACCAGCAGGGAA
This is a messenger RNA of Scleropages formosus (Asian bonytongue), 1552 nucleotides long. RefSeq names its product fibroblast growth factor 2 (gene fgf2). The transcript is spliced from 4 exons. Lineage: Eukaryota; Metazoa; Chordata; Actinopteri; Osteoglossiformes; Osteoglossidae. The record is from RefSeq and is a predicted model, not a curated record. Gene Ontology annotation, molecular function: growth factor activity. Bases 1065 to 1532 code for a protein of 155 amino acids.